Peronospora farinosa is the source of this 2358-nucleotide messenger RNA. The record is from the annotation of a GenBank genome assembly. NCBI's taxonomy places the organism in Eukaryota, Oomycota, Peronosporomycetes, Peronosporales, Peronosporaceae.
AUGUCGUCUAUGGACUUAUCCAGUCGUAGAUUCCAGGCCGUUUCACAAGAAUCGUCUGCUCUUACUCCUCUUCGAUAUCACUCUCCAACAUUGCGGCCUCCACGCUUUUUGGGCUCUUCCACGGGUCGAGCAAAAUCGGAGCAAGUGGUGCUAGAAUUUCUACAUAAAGCAGCAGAACUUAUUGUCCAGAGUCGAGUAAACAUUCAGGCGGAGCCAGACUUGCGACGUGGUAGUCGUCGAACUAGAUUUAAUCUAGACAUUGAAGGAGUCCCAAUGGUUCGGGACGCUAUGACUAUUUGGAGAGAAGACGUGCGGCAGCCGCUGACCAUUGACAUUUAUUGGGACGGAGCAGGAGAUGAUCGGUGUAAAGUGCUGCUUGAGCGCUGGAGUAUCACGUUCGCAGCAGAAGGAGAGAACUGUGACACUCAAUUGGGCUCGACGCAGGACGUGAUUCAGCAACUAAAGGGGGUCUGUAAGAGGAUUAGCGUGCUCUUGCGUGCUUUGUUCUCGUUCAUGCGGCAACUUCCAGCGCACCGAUUGUUUACGCAAUCAUAUCCUUCACAAUUGAGUUAUACGAUGCACACAGCACCGGCGAGCGACGCCACACGUGCGUUUGAAGCUCAACAUGUUGCAACAAGUGGAUAUUCUUUUAUUCCGAUUGCGACGCCGUUUGGUUUGCUGAAAGUGGCAGCAGUUUAUCGGCGUGAUUGCGACCAGUUUAUGGAGCAACAGGAGCAAGUUGCGCUUUCGCGUAUUUUCCAGGAUAAUUUCAUUAUUCACGACUAUGUACCGGGCUCGCCGGAGCUGGUUCCUGCUAGUGCGCCUGAACCGACAACAAUGACUCAUUUACCGAUGAGAGAGAUGGAUCUGCGCACAGAUUCUUUUGUGCCAGUAAGUGAUGCAGAGCAGUUUGAUGGAGGUGAUGAUAGAGAUCUACAUGUACAGCGACGUCGAUCAUCACCUCGCUCGAUUCCUAUGUCUAUUGCUAAACCACAGCAGCAGUUUAACAGUACAGAUCUUGUGGAUGAUAUCGAAGCUGAUGACGAAGUAGCGUCGCGGCCUCAGCCAAGCAUGUCAAAACCUAUGGCUAUUCCACGGGUUAGCAGUAAAGGAGGUAUUGCCGCUGCUGGUGCUAGAGAUGUGGGGACUGCUAUUGGGUAUCGUGAGGUGAAAAGUGAUGGAAAUCUGAUUCAGCAUGCACAUUCAUACGGAGGAGACGAUGACACUCGACUGCGGGAUGCAGCUGCCGAUCCGAAUGUGACAGCGGCUCCUUAUGGCUACGGAAAUGUUGCAAUUGAGCGGGAACAAAAGCAAAGCUUUUCGCCGUCGCUCGCAUUCCAGCAGCGCCAGCAGCAGCUUUGGGAGGGCACGAACCGUCAAGAGAUUGAAAGCGGGCUGCGUAUGUCUCAGACAUCCUCCCACGAGGAGCCAUCGACCAGCAACAACAAUACGUCAUACCACCCAUUGUCGACCCCGCCUCGUCACCCGAAGACUGUAUCGUUGCAGCAGCACGACCCAAGGCGAAGAAAGAUCUCUUUUAAUGGCGCUUUCGUUUCUGAGGCGACUCACUCGCAGUGUCUAAACACUACUGCUGGAAGUAUGGCAAAAGCAGAAGCCGUUACAAUCCCUUUUGGUGAUGCACGUACAGAUGAUAUGGCGAUGUUCUCUGCGAGUCCCCCGUUCCAAGCGAAUCCGUGUGAGCUUCUCUCUACGUCUCCUGGUUACUCAUACAGUAAGAGUCGCAUUAAGGCAGGCGCUAGCAAUGCGCCCACUUUUAUUACGACAGAUCAGUUCCAGCUGGGGCUUCACAGCGUAAAGGGGUCAACUUCUGCCAGCCUAAUUUCCGUGAAAAAGCGUGGGUUCUUGCCUGAUUUUGGUGACAGUGGUGUGACGGCAUGGGGAGUCUCACCUGAUACACCCGAUUCAUUUGGUUUUGCACUUAUUGGAGCGAGCAGCGGAGGCCGACCCCGGCUCUCGCUUUCAGGAAGUGCUGAGACCGGUGGUGCCAGCAAUGCCCAAGGUGAUGAUUACUUUAGCGAUGGCUCGGACCUGAUGCUGCCUUUUGCGAUUGGGGAUGGCUCAACGACUGCUACUACUGCCUUAGACUCCCAGUCAACAAGCACGCUGAACUGUUCGUCAAGGUUGGAGACUGCAGCAGUGGGGGAGUUCCUUCACCAGCUCAAGAACGCGCCGCGGUUGAGCAGGUCUGUGUCUGCUGUCUCUACGUCGGUGGAAGUCAAAAAUUUGGGCAAGCCGGCAAAUGAAGGCAGCCAAGGAACUCCGUUUCAGACAUCAGUUUUUGACGAUGAGCUUGCUGGCUUUCGCAGUCUGCGUGACGAGCUCGCUCAAGUGAUCUGA